AUGCGUGGUCCGCUUCUCGCGCCCCCUCCGCGCCUCGCCCUUGCAGACCACCCCGAUUCUCCCGCGUCCUCCUCCGCCCGUCUCCUCCUCGCGGCCGCUGACUUUGUCCACUCCUCCUCCAAGCUGCCUGCCCGCAUCUGGGGCGACAGCUCUGACGAGAGUGAAUCCCGUGCGCCGCGAAGUCCUCUGGCGACAGUAGGUAAUCGCCAGUCGCAGUCUUCUUCGCCUCCUGCGACAGAUCCACCGCAGCAGCACCAACAUCAACACCAACACCAACACCAAUAUCAACAUCAACAAUCACAACCACAACCACAACCACAACCACAACAACAGCAACUUCCUAGAAAAACUCCACCCUCCAUGGAACGCGAAGUCGGCCAGGUCUGCUCAAAUUGCGGUACGACCCGAACCCCGCUCUGGCGCCGCGCCCCCGAUGGAACGACAAUCUGCAAUGCCUGCGGGCUCUAUCUCAAAGCCCGCAACACCUCGCGGCCGACGAGUUUAAAGCGGCAGACGCAGCACGCUACAGCUUCAGAGGCAGACAUUGCUCGCGCUUUGGUGGCCGAUAAUUCGAUGCCGGGCACAUGUCCUGGCGAUGGCCACUGCAACGGCACCGGUGGUUCGAGAGCCUGCUCGGGCUGUCCUGCCUACAACAACCGAGUUGCGAAAUCUGUUCAGCUUGGCUCGGGGUCGCGUCUUCCAUCUCUACAACCGCAGUCUCAGGCUCAGUCUCCGCAGCAGCAGCAGCAAUCACUGCCGCAGCAGCAACAACAACAGCAGCAACAUCAACAUCAACAUCAGCAAUCACUGCACUCCCCUCGAUCUCCUACGUUGUUUAAUGAGCAGGAUCGGAGCCGAACGCCGUCGACUGAGUUUAUGCCGGUGAACGGGGAGGCAGCCGGCGGCGUCGUUGCCUGCCAGAACUGCUCGACCACUAUCACCCCUCUCUGGCGGCGGGACGAGACCGGAAAUACGAUUUGCAAUGCAUGCGGCCUUUACUACAAGCUGCACGGAGUCCAUCGGCCAGUCGCGAUGAAGAAAAGCGUAAUCAAGCGAAGGAAAAGGAUCGCGCCGCCGGUGACGCCGAACAUGCUUCCGCCGCUGAGACCGGCCCAGGUCACGACCGAGUCACCCGACGCGAAGCCAGAUUCGGACGACGAGCAGCACUACGAACAGCAGCAGCAUCAGCAGCAGCAGCAGCACCAACAUCAGCAUCAGCAUCAGCAGCAGCAGCAGCAGCAGCAGCAUCAGCAAGUGCAGCAUCAGAGAUCAGAGUACCAGCUACCUCAAAUCAGACUCGCAGAACACGGCCAAGCGCACCCCGAGCCUAUCUGGUCUUCGAUCAACAUACGACCACUCGGAGUGCCUACGUGGAGCAGUGCCGCAGGCUCGGCCUCGAACGGACCCCCACCGCCGCCGCCAUCGAUUGACUUUACAGGAGCUUUCCGGUCGACGUCUCCUUCGUCGGGAGCGAUUCCAAUAACACUACCGUCAAUGUCGGAUCGUUCUAAGGUACCCCCGCCAGCGUCGCAGGCUACGCUUGAUGCGCCUGUCGAGCCCGAGGAGAGCACGCGACUGCCUCCUAUCCAGUACGUCGACCAGCAGCACUCGCCAGCCCCGGAGCGACCUAUGUCUCCUGCGUCGGUGGCCUCGCGCAAGCGGAAGUCGUCUGAGGAAGCGAACGAUGCGUUGUCGCGCGUGAACAGCAUCAGCUCGAUUUUGAACCCGUCGUCAGCUGCAGUUGCUUCUACAGAUGACAGUCCGGAGCAGACGCGAGCAGCGUUGCGAGUGAAGAAGCAAAAAUUGGUGGAGGAAGUGGAGAGAUUGCGAAAGGCGUUAUCAGAGAGCGAGACGCUGCUUGCGGUGUACGACAAGGAGCUUUCUGAACUGCCUUAG
Molecule: messenger RNA, 1896 nt
Organism: Myxozyma melibiosi
Lineage: Eukaryota; Fungi; Ascomycota; Lipomycetes; Lipomycetales; Lipomycetaceae
Exons: 2
Coding region: 1-1896 (631 amino acids)
Biological process (GO): negative regulation of transcription by RNA polymerase II; positive regulation of transcription by RNA polymerase II
Molecular function (GO): RNA polymerase II cis-regulatory region sequence-specific DNA binding; DNA-binding transcription factor activity, RNA polymerase II-specific; zinc ion binding
Source: RefSeq, a predicted model, not a curated record